Messenger RNA from Panicum hallii, 1212 nucleotides. RefSeq names its product derlin-1. Lineage: Eukaryota; Viridiplantae; Streptophyta; Magnoliopsida; Poales; Poaceae. The transcript is spliced from 7 exons. The coding region runs from base 140 to 865 and encodes 241 amino acids. Gene Ontology annotation, biological process: endoplasmic reticulum unfolded protein response. The record is from RefSeq and is a predicted model, not a curated record. Gene Ontology annotation, molecular function: ubiquitin-specific protease binding; misfolded protein binding. Gene Ontology annotation, cellular component: endoplasmic reticulum membrane; Hrd1p ubiquitin ligase ERAD-L complex.
AGUUUCGCGCAGCGACCUCUGGUCUUCUUCUUCCUCCCAAGCUUCGAACGAACCGCCGAGAAAAGGAAGCGGAGUAGCGGACGCGAGACCGGGACCAGGGAGAUAUCGAGGCCUCGAAUCAAUCGGUUGACGCGCCGAGAUGUCUUCGCCAGCCGAGUACUACAAUUCACUUCCGCCAAUAAGCAAGGCAUAUGGGACAUUGUGUUUCUUUGCCACCGUCCUGUUUCAUCUCCAGAUACUGAACCCAGACUUUAUUGGCUUAUAUUACCCCUUUGUGUUCAAGAAGUUUGAGAUAUGGAGGUUAUUUACAAAUUUCUUUUUUCUGGGCCCAUUUUCCAUCAACUUUGGUAUUCGCCUUCUGAUGAUAGCAAGGUAUGGUGUGCAGUUGGAAAAGGGUGCGUUCGAAAAGCGGACUGCAGAUUUCUUGUGGAUGAUGAUAUUUGGUGCCAUCUCACUUCUGGUACUGUCAGCUAUUCCCCUAUUUCAGCUUUCAUUCUUGGGAAUACCUAUGGUCAGCAUGCUUCUAUAUGUCUGGAGCCGAGAGUAUCCAAAUUCUCAGAUAAAUAUGUACGGCCUCGUCCAAUUGAGGUCUUUUUAUCUUCCAUGGGCUAUGCUCGGAUUGGAUGUGAUAUUUGGCUCACCAUUACUGCCUGGCUUUCUGGGUAUCAUAGUUGGACAUCUAUACUACUUCCUUGCAGUUUUGCACCCGCUAGCCACAGGAAAGAAUUAUCUGAAGACUCCGAAAUGGGUACACAGCAUCGUUGCUCGAUUCAGAAUAGGUGUGCAGGCAAACACUCCGAUCCGACCAGCAGCCAACGCUGGUGCCGGUGCCUUCAGAGGAAGAAGCUAUAGACUCAAUCAAUAGAUUGACCUGGAUAGUGCAUCUUAUAUUGUGAUGCUAUUGAGACUGCAAUGUAGAAGCAGAGCUCACAGCUCAGGACAUAGUAAGGUCAACAAGAUUAAGGGUUGCUCUCUUAGGGGCUCUAGAAAAAUCAGGGCUUGUUACACUGAGUGUUGAUUUAGUUCCUGAAAAUUAUCCGCUUCCAUGUUCUCCAAAUAAUUGUGUAAUGCCCGUUUGUCUUGUACACUACCUGUACAAAGAACUGUGCACCCGCCUGGUUUUGGGGUAGAAUACUACAUUUAUUUGGGCCGAGCUGUUUUGUUCUGCCACUCGGGCCCAGAAAUAUGAGGCUGCUUAGGCCCAUGCCUCUA